Messenger RNA from Galleria mellonella (greater wax moth), 684 nucleotides. RefSeq names its product proteasome maturation protein (gene Pomp). The coding region runs from base 183 to 608 and encodes 141 amino acids. The transcript has 4 exons. Lineage: Eukaryota; Metazoa; Arthropoda; Insecta; Lepidoptera; Pyralidae. The record is from RefSeq and is a predicted model, not a curated record. Gene Ontology annotation, biological process: proteasome assembly. Gene Ontology annotation, cellular component: nucleus; cytoplasm.
GAUAAUUAUAAGUCAUUCUAUUAUUCUGGUUUUUUAAGUGCUUGACUUGAUAUUUUGUUUUUUUGCUUGGUAAGAUUUCAAGUAGCAACAAAAAAUAUUUCCUAAUCUAUUUAUAUUAAAAAUUAUCAACUGAAAAAGUAUUUUUGGAUUAAGAACGAUAAUACAUUUCAUACAACAUCACAAUGAGUUUCGGUUUACCAUCUUUGAAAGUCAAGCCAGAAAAUGUAAAUAACAUACAAGUCCAAGAGGGUCCAUUUGGUAUACCAGACCCAUUGGUUGCUGGAGUUGGUGGCACAAAAUUAAAUUUGGGUACCAGACAUCCUUUAGAAUACUCAGAAAAGAAUUAUCAUUUGAAUGAAGAAAAAAUGGAUAUGGCAAUGCUGCGUAAUAUUCAAGGUUUACAUGCACCAAUGAAACUUACUAUGGAGAAGAAAUUUGCCAGUAAGGUUGGCAGACUACCAUUCCUUCCAAGUUCCAACCUUCAGCAUGAUGUUCUCACUGGAAGAUACCUGGAUAUUGGAUUCGAAGACAUCCUUAACACCAGAGACCUAUGUGAAGUAGCCGGUCAACCACAUGCUGUUGUGGAAAGGUCUCUUGGACUGUUAUAAGUUAGUUAAAUGUAAUAUUGAGCUAUAUGUAUAACUCUCUCUCAAUAUUUUUUACAAUAAAACUACUUAAAAAAGA